UCCACAGGUGAGACGCUUCGACUCCGGCUCAUCAGGUGAGUCUGAUUCUGUCCCUCAGCGUGGAGAAAGCUUUAGCAGAGGUCACUGUGUGCUGAGCUGUAACAACACCAGUGUGACCUGUGCAGGUGUGCAGUUUACAUCAUGUCAGGUGUGCAGAGGUGUGUCCUGUCCUGGACCGUGUUGGCCCUGCUGCUGUCAGCUGGAACCAGUCUGGGUGAUGUUGAUGUGCAGUGGCUGACCAAAACUGUAGAAAUCAUCAGGACGAGGUAUACAGAAAGGGGUCAGUUCUGUGCUGCUGUGAAGAUCCCAGAGAAGCUGGUGAACCAGCAGAAUCCAGACCUUGCAACGCUGCUUUCACAGGACACAGAUGCAAACAUGCAAGAGUAUUUCAACGAACCUGAGAAAUUUUAUGCUGGUCUGUCUGUGGUGGCAGCAAAACCAGUAGAAGUGCCACACCAGGGAACUGAACAUGCUGAAUACCGUGUUUUGAAACAUAUUGAGAGUAAGUGGAUGAAUGACCACACAAAUAACUUCCUCCUUGUCUACACAUAUCUCUCUCCAUGUGUACACAAAUGUGCAAAUCCAAGCAGCAGCAGAACCAUUGUGGAAUCAAUCGGGGUGAUGGCGAGCUGGAAAGGGUAUGCCCUGGUGUUUCAGAAACCUUACUCUCAUCCAAAAGACUUAGCUCCAGUUUCUGAAGCAGAAUUAAAAACUGCUCUUUCUGAACUCGCUCAAACAAUCGGUUACACAAACAUAUUACGUUGUUACAAGCCAGCGAUUGGUGCGUUUCGCUGUGUCACAUGCUUCUCAGGUCCACAGAACACAGUUGUUGAUGAGUGCAUUGAUCUACAGUCGGGGGCAUCCAGCAGCAGUUAGGAAUGGUUUGUUUUCAAACUGUAAAGCUGAUGGUUUCAGUUCUGUUAGAAAUACUGAAACUGUGAUUCUCUGAUUUUGUGAAUAAAUACUAUAUUUCACACUGAA
Messenger RNA from Pundamilia nyererei, 981 nucleotides. RefSeq lists its product as uncharacterized. The coding region runs from base 142 to 876 and encodes 244 amino acids. The record is from RefSeq and is a predicted model, not a curated record. The transcript has 3 exons. NCBI's taxonomy places the organism in Eukaryota, Metazoa, Chordata, Actinopteri, Cichliformes, Cichlidae.